UGAUGCUUCUCACUCCAGGGGCGCCGUGGUCCUUGUGGUGCGUCGUCAGGGCAGUGGCCGCCGCCUGACCUUCCUCCUCCGAGGGCUCCUCCCUAGCAGCAGCGGCAGCAGCACCAGCAGCACCCCACUUCCAGCCUCGGACCCACACAGGACCUGGCCUGAGAACUACGUGAUAUCAGUGAAGCACCAAGCUCAUCCAAGAGCACAUGUCUUUGAAGACCAGUGAGGAGAAAGCAGACCGUUCACAGACGGCAGAAAACGUUGACAGUCUUGCAGGGUGUGAGGUCCUGGAGGCUACACAGUGGGCACCAUGUCUGAGAAGUUUGACUGCCAUUAUUGCCGAGACCCCCUGCAAGGGAAGAAGUAUGUCCAGAAGGAGGGCCGUCACUGCUGUGUGAAAUGCUUUGACAAGUUCUGUGCCAAUACUUGCGUGGAAUGCCGGAAACCCAUUGGGGCUGACUCUAAGGAAGUGCAUUACAAAAACCGCUAUUGGCACGAUUCCUGCUUCCGCUGUGCCAAGUGCUAUCAUCCUUUGGCCAAUGAGACCUUUGUGUCCAAAGAAAAUAAGAUCCUGUGUAACAAGUGCACCACUCGUGAGGACUCACCCAGGUGCAAAGGAUGCUUCAAGCAAAUUGUUGCAGGAGACCAAAAUGUGGAAUACAAGAAGAAUGUCUGGCAUAAAGACUGCUUCACUUGCAGUAACUGCAAACAGGUCAUUGGAACUGGCAGCUUCUUCCCAAAGGGUGAAGACUUCUACUGUGUUACCUGUCAUGAGACCAAGUUUGCCAAGCACUGUGUGAAGUGCAACAAGGCCAUCACUUCUGGAGGAAUCACUUACCAGGAUCAGCCUUGGCACGGUGAGUGCUUUGUGUGUGCCACCUGCAGCAAGAAGCUGGCUGGACAGCGCUUCACUGCUGUGGAGGACCACUAUUACUGUGUGGACUGCUACAAGUCCUUCGUUGCCAAGAAAUGUGCUGGAUGUAAGAACCCCAUCACAGGCUUCGGUAAAGGCUCCAGUGUGGUCAGCUAUGAAGGGCAAUCCUGGCAUGACUACUGCUUCCACUGUAAAAAGUGUUCUGUGAAUCUGGCUAACAAGCGUUUUGUCUGCCACAAUGAGCAGAUCUAUUGCCCCGACUGUGCCAAAAAGCUGUAAACCAGACAGGGUCAUCUGUCUUGGAGAAUGGAGCUCGAGUCCUACUCUCAAAAUGCGCUCUAUAUCUCUUCUUUGAGUAGGAGCAAGACUUCAAAAAAUGACAAACUUUAGCUUUUCUCUCAUUUUACCUGAGUAUGGCUUCUAAAAAAGUGCAUGGCGACUGCCUUUGGUCUUAGGAUUUCAAACUCUGCAGCAAUCCCAUUUAAACCUUGCUUUUGUUAAGUCUGAAGACUAUUAUUAAAUAGAUUGAAAGUUAACCUUAGUAGUUAGACACUUAUGCAUGUUGCUAAAAAAGAACUUACCUUUAAAAAAUUGUAGUUUGCCACACACAGCUAAUGCUGUGAACAAAUAACACACGUCCUGAGCCCAUUGCUAAGAUUCUCGGGAAGGAUGACAUAGGCUUUAAUCAUAGUAUACCUGAUAGAACUAUAUCCACAAAUAGACCUGUAAUCCAAAGCACAGUUGUAGCUGCCUUCACCAUAAUCACUAAUGGGAGCUGAAGAGGGUCUUGUAUUAAUGACAUGAGAGCUUUUGCCUUGUGCAAAGUAUAAUCUUAUCUCUCUUUCUCUCUCUCUUUUGCCUUUGUGUUUUAAAAGCAACUAAUGCAGCAUUUCAUAGUUAUAGAAAAGGCUUCUGUUUGAAGUGAAUUCUGAUUUGAAGUAAGCUAAUAGCUUUUGGCUUUUGUGUGCAGCAUGUGUUCCUGCGCUUUCUUCUAAAGCAUGCAUGACAUUUGGAAAAUGUACGCUCAUAAAGUAGUUUAGGUUAUUUCUGAUUAAUUACAGCAUGGCAAAUAGCAUUGAAAGCUUAGCUACUAAAAUUGGGUUUUUUUAGCUGCUUUUAUUAACCAGAUUUUGCUUGGAAGUGUUAUCAAUAGAGUUAGUCAAGUUAAUGAAACCUGCAUGAAAGCAUUUUAACCUUUUGGACUGUUUAUGCAAUUUGGAAAUGUAUCCCGUAGAAAUAGUAAGAAAAGCACUAGCUAACACUGCCAUAGCCAUUGAAUUUUCACAUUAAUUUGUGUUCCUUGUCUAUUGAUAAGGAGAAAUGGACAGUUGACUUUGUAAUGUUUAGUAGAACCUCCCCAGGAAGACGGAUGAGUGGGGGAAGAUUGGCAGACUAUUGUUCCACUGCUUUGUUGGGUACUAACACUUUGGAAACACCCAAAUUGCUUAUUAGAAUGGUAACUUCAGUAAUACUGUAGUUUUAGCAAGGCAACAAAAGACAUGUAACCAUUUGUCACUGUGACAGGUUAAGGGGUUAGAGAGGAGAUCCAUCCUAGUCCCUGUGACACAAUUUUGUCAUUAAUGACUUUUAACAUCUAUUUUCCCAAAUAUCAUCUGGAAAAUAAAAUUAAGUAUAAAUAA
Molecule: messenger RNA, 2514 nt
Organism: Dromiciops gliroides (monito del monte)
Lineage: Eukaryota; Metazoa; Chordata; Mammalia; Microbiotheria; Microbiotheriidae
Gene: FHL1
Product: four and a half LIM domains 1
Exons: 7
Coding region: 311-1153 (280 amino acids)
Biological process (GO): muscle organ development
Molecular function (GO): transmembrane transporter binding
Source: RefSeq, a predicted model, not a curated record